This is a messenger RNA of Argentina anserina (silverweed cinquefoil), 2013 nucleotides long. RefSeq names its product fatty-acid-binding protein 2. Gene Ontology annotation, molecular function: fatty acid binding; intramolecular lyase activity. Bases 316 to 1590 code for a protein of 424 amino acids. Gene Ontology annotation, cellular component: chloroplast stroma. The transcript is spliced from 11 exons. Lineage: Eukaryota; Viridiplantae; Streptophyta; Magnoliopsida; Rosales; Rosaceae. The record is from RefSeq and is a predicted model, not a curated record.
UUAUUCCAAUUUUGACCCCCUCCCGAAGGGAGAAGAAAGAAAGAAGGCUCUUGAAUCAACUGUGACUUGUUCGGCUUUCGCACCCAAAGCAUAUUCCUUUGGCCUUUCGUACAUGCAAGAACACGACACUUUUGAAUGCAGAACAGCACGAACGAGGAUCGAACUUGGCCCAGAUUGAUCUCGCCGUGAAAGCCCAAACUGGUUCUGAUGAUCCCAGGUGUUUAUAAUGUGUCUUGAUUGAUAUCAUAAACCCAAUUUCUGACUGAGGAAGUUUAAGGUGCCAAUCUGGGUAGAAUUGUAGGACAUAGCAGAAGCAUGAAGAAUAAUUGGUUAGGUUUAGGGGAUUUAGAUGAAGGGUCUCUGUACAAUUUUCCGCUAGAGCCUCUGAUUUUACAUAGUGUUGGGGGGCAUGUGUUUUCACAUAUUAGUUCAUUUAUGGGCAAUUCAUUGCACCACUGUAGAUACUUUCACAUGCCUGGAAAUUCAGCUCUUGAAGGCGUGUUUAAUCAUAUUUCAAAGGUUGCUGGUGCUUUACGAGUGAUGUUUGCUUCUGGGAUUAGUACAAAUGCUACUGAGGCAAUAGCAGGUGAUAGUUGUGAACCUGGAAGCUCCAGUUCUUCUGCUCAAGUAACAGGCAUUACCUCAAGUAGACAAAGAUUUAAAGGACUUCACUUGAGUUUUGGUUCAAAAGUAGAUUUUAAUAGCCCCAUGGAUUUUGGUAAGAUAUCGACUUCUGUAAUGCGGUUCCUACAAAAAGAAGCUGAAAGGCAAUGUUCAUAUUCCUUGCUCUCAUUAGCUACAGGACUUGCACCACCUUUUGGCAACUUAUCUACAAACAUGUUAGCUGUUUCAUCAGCAAGCACUGAUGUUUUCGAUCAAAGGCCUUGUGAGGUUGGGCGGCAAGGAUGUGGUGGUCUAUCUUUUCCCGAUUUGGACUGGAGAAAACAUGCAGUAGAGCCUAGAACUGGCAUUGAGUUCCCUAUGGUUUUGGACAAUAUUUUAACAGCAGGCAACAAUUCCAGUUUAAGUUCAGAGGUCCUUGUGGGAACUGGAUCCAGAACAAUGACAAUAAUUAGAAUAAAAACUCUGAAGCUCUAUGCAUUUGGCUUUUAUAUUCAUCCCAACUCUGUUUGCAAGAAAUUGGGUCAAAAAUACGCUUCCAUUUCAUUUGAUGAACUAAACAAACGCCAUGAUUUUUAUCAGGACCUUCUCAGGGAAGAUAUUGAUAUGACACUUAGGCUUGUUGUUAGUUGCAAUGGGAUGAAAGUCAAUACUGUGAGAGAUGCCUUUGAGAAAUCCCUUCGAGCCCGACUGGUGAAGACAAAUCCAGAGACUGACUAUCAUUGCAUAACAACAUUUGGUUCAAACUUCACACAAGAUAUUCCAUUGCCAGCGGGAACAACAAUUGAUUUUCAACGAACAGCUGAUGGAAAAUUAAUUACUAAAAUUGGAGAUAAUCAUGUUGGAGCAGUCCAAAGCAAAGAACUGUGCAGGGCAUUCUUUGACAUGUACCUGGGAGAUGUUCCCGUGUCAGAGCAAACAAAAGAAGAGAUUGGCAAGAAUGUUGCUACUAUUAUUAAACGUUGCUGAAAUGGUUCAUUUAUCUCCAUUGCUCCCCUUUUUUUUUAAGGGGCUAGUGGUUUGUUGAGGACAUGAACUGCUCACGACGACAAAGUUGUCAUUGCCGAAGAGCAUUACAAGGCAUGAGUGAGUGCGUUUUAUCUGGCCCUUUUGUGCCUUUCAGAGGGUGAUCAUUUGCUUACCAGUCUGCAAUUCUUUGCAGCCAUUCUAUGGGGAUUUUAGAUCUACACAAGUUAGAUGUAGGAUUAUGUAGUUGUCUCCCCCAUACCAAGUGUAGCAUUUGAACUAUAUGUAAAAUCUAUAUUUCAUUUUCAUAAUCUUUUCUGCUGAAGAUAGCAGCUACCCAACAUUUCUAGUCAGAUACAAAUCAGUCCAAAGCUAUUGGACUUUCAAAACCUAUUCGUGGGACCUUGUGGAGAUUUUAUUUGAGUA